CUCUCUCCCUCCUGCAGCAGAGACACCCCCCUUCCCCCCUCCAGAUAACGCGGGAGGCGAAUAAAGAGAGUGAGCAGGUACAGACAUCGUGGUAUCCCUACUACCCGGUUUAGAGAUUAAUCACUUAAUCAUUGGUCUGACUUUUGUCCCUGAGGGGGAGAUUGACAAUGCAAUAGACUGAUAACUAGUAAUUAAGAGUAAAAGACAACACAUGUUUUACUUCCCACUAAUCUUACGUAGACAGAUACACAUGCACAUAUCUGUUCCAUAUAUUUACUUGCAGGCAGAUGCCAAACGUGACCAAGAUAUACCACGAGCAUAUUCUCCUGUACAAGCAGACACGCAGUAUACCCAUCAUUCUCAAUCCCGUGCCCAAAACCCAAGUCCCUACAUCUACCAUGUGCAUACCCAUACACCCUCCCAUAAUAUGUAUAGACGGCGCCAUGUAACAAAGAGACAACAACAACACCCUCAGCCCACUUCCCCGGACGUAAACCUACACAUCACACACUUCAUCGCGCAUGUUUCACCCUUCGUACCGCGUACAAGCAGGCCGCGGUCGUGUAGCAUUCGUGUAUAA
This is a messenger RNA of Periconia digitata, 580 nucleotides long. Lineage: Eukaryota; Fungi; Ascomycota; Dothideomycetes; Pleosporales; Periconiaceae. The record is from the annotation of a GenBank genome assembly.